UGUUCUACUUUUUUGUUUUUCUUUUAGUGCUGCUGCUUUGACUGCAUGACUUUGCCAGACAACAAACUAAAGGUUAACGUUGAAUACAUCAGCUCAGACGGAGGAGACUGAACAUUGAUGUAUGCUGUCCUGCCCUCUUUUUCUACCAAUGGCUAGAUACGAUGGCUCCGCGAUAGGUGUUGGUGAGUUCCUGGUGUAUAUGAAGGUUACUCUCCUGCUUGUCUGGCUGAAAGUAUUCCUCUUCCUUCCUGGAUGGCCCCAGCUUGGGCACUCCCAAAGACUUGGCCCCCCAGAAGUGGUGAUUCCCCGGAGGGUAACACCCACUGGCAGAGGCAUGAAGCUUCAAGGCUGGUUCUCUUACAAACUGCAUUUUGGGGGCCAGAGACAUGUUGUUCAUAUAAAGGUCAAGAAGAAUUUUUUGUCCAAAAACUUCCCAGUGUUCACCUACACAGACAAGGGCGUUCUCCUGGAAGACCACCCUUUUGUCCAGGAUGACUGUUAUUACCGUGGUUACGUGGAGGGGGACCCAGAGUCUCUGGUUUCCCUCAGUAACUGCUUCGGGGGCUUUCAAGGAAUGCUACAGACAAAUGACAUUGUUUAUGAAAUUGAACCCAAAAGGUUUUCUACUGCAUUUGAGCAUCUAAUAUAUCAGCUAGACAAUCAGGACACAAAUUUUUCAUACUUUCGAUGUGGGUUAACAGAUGAAAAAAUGGCAGGACAAUUGAAGAUUCAAGAAAGCAUUAAUUCCACUUUGAUGCAAAGUGCCUAUACAGGCUGGUGGACCCACCACUAUUUUCUUGAAGUGGCAGUGGUCGUAGAUCACAGUCGAUAUCUUCAUCAUCAAAGUAAUUCUUCGCUUGUGCAGAAAGAAGUGUUCCUUGUUUUAAAUGGAGUAAGUGACCUUAUGAAAGCACUGGAUCUUGAGGUAUGUUUCAAGGGAAUAGAGAUAUGGACUGAAGAGAGCCUUAUUGCAAUAGGAGGCGUUGGAAAGACCUUGGACAACUUUUGCAAAUGGAAGCAAAAGGGCUUCCAUAAUCGUGUGCCCCACGAUGUGGUACAUAUUUUUGUAAAAAAGAAUUAUGGUGAAACUCUUGGCUUAGCCUUUAUUGGGACAGUGUGUUUAAGUCGAUUUAGUUGUGGAAUUGAGACUUUCCAUGAUCAACGAAUUUUUCUUUUAUCAUAUGUUGUGACUCAUGAGAUGGGUCAUAAUUUGGGUAUGGAUCAUGAUAAUCCCAAAAUAUGUAAAUGUGGAGCAUCAAAGUGCAUAUUGUUUCCAUCUGUAGCAUUAACAACUAAAUUCAGCAACUGCAGCUAUGCUGAUUAUUGCAACCUUGGUCAUAGAAGACGCUGUUUGUACACUUCACCAAAUCCACAUACAGUCAUCAGGGAGACACGCUGUGGAAACAGUGUGGUUGAAGAAGGAGAAGAGUGUGACUGUGGAUCCUUGGAGAUGUGUAACACUGAUCCCUGUUGUCAGUUAAACUGCACUGUGACAGCUGGUGUCAACUGUGCUUUUGGGCUUUGUUGCCAUAACUGCAUGUUCAGCCAAUCAGGCACCGUGUGUAGGAAAGUAGAAAAUGAAUGUGAUCUUCCAGAGUGGUGCAAUGGGACAUCCUAUCAGUGUCCAGAAGACGUGUACAUGCAGGAUGGGACCUCCUGCACAGGCGGUGGUUACUGCUAUCAAAAGAGAUGCAAUGAUCGUGAUGAACAUUGUAGGCAAAUCUUUGGCAAAGAGGCCAAAAAUGCAAACUCGAGUUGCUACAGGGCAGUGAAUACCCGAGGUGACCGUUUUGGUAACUGUGGUAUCACAGAAACCUCAUACGUAAGAUGCAACAUGGCAGACAGCCUGUGUGGGAGGAUACAGUGUGAGAACGUCAAAGAAAUUCCUCUAAUGAGUGAUCAUACUACUCUGCAUUGGACUAAAUUCGAUAAUAACACUUGCUGGGGUACAGACUACCACCUCGGGAUAAGAAUAGCUGAUAUUGGUGCAGUGAAAGAUGGUACAAAGUGUGGUCCCGAAAACAUCUGCAUCAGAAGGAGGUGUGUCUCUUAUUCCACUGUGCCACGUAACUGCUUGCCUCAGCUCUGCUCUUUGAGAGGAGUCUGCAACAACAGACAGCACUGCCACUGCCACUAUGGGUGGGGCCCUCCCGUCUGCCAGGAAAACGGCACAGGAGGCAGUGUGGACAGUGGCCCAGCCCCUGAGCCCCAAACAGAAGAAAGGGAACUAGAGAAAGAUUUGAAACCCGGGGAAAAUUUGAUUUGUGUUCAUGUCAGAAUUGUCUCAUUAACAGCUUUCGCCUUAGUAGCACCCGUAAUUUCUGCUAUAUACAUAUUUGGUUACACUCAGAACCAACAAGACUAUAAGUCUCAGCCAUACUGGCAUGGCUACCAAGCAUUGUAG
This is a messenger RNA of Bubalus bubalis (water buffalo), 2404 nucleotides long. Its product is annotated as disintegrin and metalloproteinase domain-containing protein 20-like. The record is from RefSeq and is a predicted model, not a curated record. The transcript has 2 exons. Gene Ontology annotation, biological process: male gonad development; proteolysis. The coding region runs from base 122 to 2404 and encodes 760 amino acids. Gene Ontology annotation, molecular function: metalloendopeptidase activity. NCBI's taxonomy places the organism in Eukaryota, Metazoa, Chordata, Mammalia, Artiodactyla, Bovidae. Gene Ontology annotation, cellular component: plasma membrane; sperm head plasma membrane; external side of plasma membrane.